CGCGGGGCUGGGAUUAGGGCCGGGGCGAAUGGCUGGCAAUCUUACUGGGAUUACAGAACAAAGAGCCUCCCUGCGCUCCCGCUCUCGGCUCCGCGCCCCGCGCCGCGCCCCGCCCUCCGCCGCAGCCCGCGCCGGGGGUGGGGGCCGCCGAGCGCCAGCCCCCCGGCCGGCCCGAGAGCCCCCGCCGCGGCCCCUCCCCGGCCGGCGCCCCGCGCCCCGCGCCCCCCGCCCCCCCGUCGCGCCGCGCCGCGCCGCGCCUCCCUCCGCCGCGCCUUCCCCCAUUCUCCCGGAUUAAUUAAGGAGGCGGCGGCAGGAGGCUGAGUCCUGGCCGCGGGCCGGGGCCGGGGCGACGCUGGCAGGAGCGCUUGGGGAUCCUCCAAGGUGACCAUGGCCUUGUUGGGGAAGCGCUGCGACAUUCCCGCCAACAGCUGCGGGCCUGACCGCUGGAGCUCCGCCUUCACCCGCAAAGACGAGAUCAUCACCAGCCUCGUGUCUGCGUUAGAUUCCAUGUGCUCGGCGCUCUCCAAGCUGAAUGCAGAGGUGGCCUGUGUUGCUGUCCAUGAUGAGAGCGCCUUCGUGGUGGGCACCGAGAAGGGGAGAAUGUUCCUGAACACACGGAACGAGCUGCAGUCCGAUUUCCUCAGGUUCUGCCGAGGGGCCCCCUGGAAGGAGCCAGAGACAGAGCAUCCCAAGAAGGUGUCGCGGGGCGAGGGUGGCGGCCGGAACAUCCCUCGGUCUUCCCUGGAGCAUGGCUCGGACGUGUACCUUCUACGGAAGAUGGUAGAGGAGGUGUUUGAUGUUCUUUAUAGCGAGGCCCUGGGAAGGGCCAGCGUGGUGCCCCUGCCCUACGAGAGGCUGCUCAGGGAGCCGGGGCUGCUGGCCGUGCAGGGGCUCCCCGAGGGCCUGGCCUUCCGGAGGCCGGCCGACUAUGACCCCAAGGCCCUCAUGGCCAUCCUGGAGCAUAGCCACCGGAUCCGCUUCAAGCUCAAGAGGCCGCUUGAGGAUGGCGGGCGGGACUCGAAGGCCCUAGUGGAGCUGAACGGUGUCUCCCUGAUAGCCAAGGGGUCUCGGGACUGCGGCCUGCAUGGCCAGGCCCCCAAGGGGCCACCCCAGGACCUACCCCCCACCGGCACCUCGUCCGCUGUGGCCAGCUUUCUGUACAGCACCUCACUCCCUAACCACACCACGAGAGAGCUCAAGCAGGAGGCCCCCGCCUGCCCACUUGCCCCCAGCGACCUGGGCCUUGGCCGGCCUGGGCCUGAGCCCAAGGCCUCUGGGGCCCAAGACUUCCCCGAGUGCUGUGGACAGAAGCCCCCCGGGCCCGGUGGUCCUCUCAUCCAGAACGUCCACGCCUCAAAGCGCAUCCUCUUCUCCAUUGUCCAUGACAAGUCAGAGAAGUGGGACGCCUUCAUAAAGGAAACCGAGGACAUCAACACGCUCCGGGAGUGCGUGCAGAUCCUGUUUAACAGCAGAUAUGCGGAAGCCCUGGGCCUGGACCACAUGGUCCCCGUCCCCUACAGGAAGAUUGCCUGCGACCCAGAGGCUGUGGAGAUUGUGGGCAUCCCAGACAAGAUCCCCUUCAAGCGCCCCUGCACCUACGGGGUCCCCAAGCUGAAGCGGAUCCUGGAGGAGCGACACAGCAUCCACUUCAUCAUUAAGAGGAUGUUUGAUGAGCGAAUUUUCACAGGGAACAAGUUUACCAAAGACCCCACGAAGCUGGAGCCAGCCAGCCCGCCAGAGGAUACUUCUACAGAGAUCUCCCGUGCGUCUGUCCUCGACCUGCCCGGGACUGCUCAGUCAGACAAGAAUGGUGUCUCUGAAGACUGUGGGCCAGGAACUUCUGGGGAGCUGAGUGGGCUGAGGCCCAUUAAAAUUGAGCCAGAGGAUCUAGAUAUUAUUCAGGUCACCGUCCCAGACCCUUCACCCACCUCUGAGGAGAUGACAGACUCAAUGCCUGGGCAUCUGCCCUCAGAAGAUUCUGGUUACGGGAUGGAGAUGCUGACUGAGAAAGGCCCCAGCGAGGACCCACGGCCCGAGGAGAGGCCCGUAGAGGACAGCCACGGUGACGUGAUCCGGCCCCUGCGGAAGCAGGUCGAGCUUCUCUUCAACACGCGAUACGCCAAGGCCAUUGGCAUCUCGGAGCCCGUCAAGGUGCCCUACUCCAAGUUCCUGAUGUACCCAGAGGAGCUGUUUGUGGUGGGGCUGCCUGAAGGCAUCUCCCUCCGCAGGCCCAACUGCUUCGGGAUCGCCAAGCUCCGGAAGAUCCUGGAGGCCAGCAACAGCAUCCAGUUUGUCAUCAAGAGGCCCGAGCUGCUCACCGAGGGAGUCAAAGAGCCCAUCACGGACAGCCAAGAGAGGGAUUCCGGGGACCCUCUUGUGGACGAGAGCCUGAAGAGACAGGGUUUCCAAGAAAAUUAUGACGCUAGACUCUCGCGCAUCGACAUCGCCAACACGCUGAGAGAGCAAGUCCAGGAUCUGUUCAAUAAGAAAUACGGAGAAGCCCUGGGCAUCAAGUACCCCGUCCAGGUCCCCUACAAGCGGAUCAAGAGUAACCCCGGCUCGGUGAUCAUUGAGGGGCUUCCCCCAGGAAUCCCGUUUCGAAAGCCCUGCACCUUUGGCUCCCAGAACCUGGAGAGGAUCCUUGCAGUGGCUGACAAGAUCAAGUUCACGGUCACCAGGCCUUUUCAAGGACUCAUCCCAAAGCCUGAUGAAGAUGACGCCAACAGACUAGGGGAGAAGGUGAUCCUCCGCGAGCAGGUGAAGGAGCUCUUCAAUGAGAAAUACGGCGAGGCCCUGGGCCUGAACAGGCCUGUGCUGGUCCCGUACAAACUGAUCCGGGACAGCCCAGACGCCGUCGAGGUCACGGGCCUGCCUGACGACAUCCCUUUCCGGAACCCCAACACGUACGACAUCCACCGGCUGGAGAAGAUCCUGAAGGCCCGAGAGCACGUGCGCAUGGUCAUCAUCAACCAGCUCCAACCUUUUGCAGAGAUCUGCAAUGACGCCAAGGUGCCAGCCAAAGACAGCGGCAUUCCCAAGCGCAAGAGAAAGCGGGUCUCCGAAGGGAACUCCUUCUCCUCCUCCUCCUCGUCUUCCUCCUCCUCAUCCUCUAACCCGGAGUCCGUGGCGUCCACCAACCAGAUCUCACUCGUGCAAUGGCCAAUGUACAUGGUGGACUAUGCCGGCCUGAACGUGCAGCUCCCGGGACCUCUGAAUUACUAGACCUCAGUGCUGAAUCAGGACCUCACUCAGAAAGACUAAAGGAAAUGUAAUUUAUGUACAAAGUGUAUAUUCGGAUAUGUAUCGAUGCCUUUUAGUUUUUCCAAUGAUUUUUACACUAUAUUCCUGCCACCAAGGCCUUUUUAAAUAAGUAAAAAAAAAAAAAAAAAAAAAAAAGCCUGGCCCUUGCUCAUAACUUCUGCGUAUUCUCAUUUGGAAUUACAACUACAGCUGUCACUGGGAUGAGGUCAGGAAACCCGGCUCAGACGGCCUGCCAAGGUCCUCCUUCCUUGCCAGAGCAGAGGCCAUGUCCCUGACUGCUGGGCCCUGCUGUCUGGUGACAGACUCCUCUCAUUUCUCUGCCGCUGGGGCCGCGUGGCCUCCCAAUGAGGUGGCACGGAAGGCCAGGU
This is a messenger RNA of Mirounga angustirostris (Northern elephant seal), 3629 nucleotides long. It is a transcript of the gene GTF2IRD1, whose product is annotated as GTF2I repeat domain containing 1. NCBI's taxonomy places the organism in Eukaryota, Metazoa, Chordata, Mammalia, Carnivora, Phocidae. Gene Ontology annotation, biological process: transcription by RNA polymerase II. The transcript has 27 exons. The record is from RefSeq and is a predicted model, not a curated record. Gene Ontology annotation, cellular component: nucleus. Gene Ontology annotation, molecular function: DNA-binding transcription factor activity. Bases 388 to 3222 code for a protein of 944 amino acids.